UCUGGUUGUUGAGGGCUAAACACGGAAUUCAUUUGUAAAUCAGCCUCUUUUCCCGGGAUAGAAGCCAUUUCUGUCCUGCAGGUUUGGGGGUUCACCUUUUACAUAUGAAUGUGCCACUCAGUCAUUUCUGCAUUACUGAGGGGCAGACAUCCAGACGGUCCACAGUGGGAAAGGAUUACGACACCAAUAAAAAAAAAAAAAAGACCGUUUUCUGGCUUCUUGGAGGAGAGGCACAUUGGAACCGGGGAGAAUUGGGGAACAAUUAUUAAAAAAACAGAAAAAACCUUCAAAGGGCAAACUACCCAGCACUCCCCCUCCCCCUCUUGGAUGGUUGCUUUUCAACCAGCUGAACGACUGCAAUUUGAGUGUUUAUUCACAUCCGGGGAAAUAAAUGGCCCCGCUGCAGUGGCUGGAGGCUCUCGGCUCGGCCUAGCUGCUGUCUGUCCAGGGUGAUAAAUUAGAGCUGAAAGCCCAGGGACACGGAGGCUCGUCGCUCUGCCGCAGACGGUCUGAUUCCCGGAGAGGUGAGCCUGUCCUUGCCCUGCGGGCCACCUAAUGCAUACGGAGGCCACAAGGCCGGGCUGGCCUGAUCCUGGCUCCACAGAGAGAACAGCCCAGAAAAGAAAGUUCCCUAGCCCUCCACAUUCUUCCAAUGGCCACUCGCCACAGGACACAUCAACAAGCCCCAUUAAGAAGAAAAAGAAACCUGGCUUACUGAACAAUAACAAUAAGGAGCAGUCAGAACUAAGACAUGGUCCGUUUUACUAUAUGAAGCAGCCACUCACCACAGACCCUGUUGAUGUUGUACCGCAGGAUGGACGAAAUGAUUUCUACUGCUGGGUUUGUCACCGGGAAGGACAAGUCCUUUGCUGUGAGCUCUGUCCCCGGGUUUAUCACGCUAAGUGUCUGAGACUGACAUCGGAACCAGAGGGGGACUGGUUUUGUCCUGAAUGUGAGAAGAUCACAGUAGCAGAAUGCAUCGAGACGCAGAGCAAAGCCAUGACCAUGCUCACCAUCGAGCAGCUAUCGUACCUGCUCAAGUUUGCCAUUCAGAAAAUGAAGCAGCCGGGGACAGAUGCAUUCCAGAAGCCCGUUCCGUUGGAACAGCAUCCAGACUACGCAGAGUACAUCUUCCACCCCAUGGACCUCUGUACACUGGAAAAGAACGCUAAAAAGAAAAUGUACGGUUGCACAGAGGCCUUCCUGGCGGAUGCAAAGUGGAUUCUGCAUAACUGCAUCAUUUAUAACGGGGGAAAUCACAAAUUGACUCAAAUAGCGAAAGUAGUCAUCAAAAUCUGUGAGCAUGAGAUGAAUGAGAUUGAAGUAUGUCCAGAGUGUUACCUAGCUGCUUGCCAAAAACGAGAUAACUGGUUUUGCGAGCCUUGUAGCAAUCCACAUCCUUUGGUCUGGGCAAAACUGAAGGGGUUUCCAUUCUGGCCCGCAAAAGCCCUGAGGGAUAAAGAUGGGCAGGUUGAUGCCCGUUUCUUUGGACAACAUGACAGGGCCUGGGUUCCUAUCAAUAACUGCUACCUCAUGUCUAAAGAAAUUCCUUUUUCUGUGAAAAAGACUAAAAGCAUCUUCAAUAGUGCAAUGCAAGAGAUGGAAGUUUAUGUGGAGAAUAUCCGCAGAAAGUUCGGGGUUUUUAAUUACUCUCCGUUCAGGACACCCUACACGCCCAAUAGCCAGUACCAAAUGCUGCUGGACCCCAGCAACCCCAGCGCCGGAGCCGCCAAGGUAGACAAGCAGGAGAAGGUCAAGCUCAACUUUGACAUGACGGCCUCCCCCAAGAUCCUGAUGAGCAAGCCCAUGCUGAGUGGGGGUGCCGGCCGCAGGAUCUCUUUGUCGGACAUGCCGAGGUCUCCCAUGAGCACAAACUCCUCUGUGCACACCGGGUCCGACGUGGAGCCGGACCCCGAGAAGAAGGCCACCUCCAGCCACUUCAGCGCCAGUGAGGAGUCCAUGGACUUCCUGGACAAGAGCACAGCUUCACCCGCCUCCACGAAGACAGGACAAGCAGGGAGCUCAUCCGGCAGCCCGAAACCCUUCUCACCCCAAUCGUCCACGCCUGUCGCCACGAAGACGGACAAAACGCCCACCGGAAGCAUCCUGAACCUUAACCUGGAUCGAAGCAAGGCCGAGAUGGAUUUGAAGGAGCUGAGCGAGUCCGUCCAGCAGCAGUCUGCCCCUGUUCCUCUCAUCUCUCCCAAGCGGCAGAUUCGUAGCAGGUUCCAGCUAAACCUUGACAAGACGAUAGAGAGUUGCAAAGCACAAUUAGGCAUAAAUGAAAUCUCAGAAGAUGUUUAUACGGCCGUAGAGCACAGCGAUUCGGAAGAUUCUGAGAAGUCAGAUAGUAGCGAUAGUGAGUAUAUCAGUGAUGAUGAGCAGAAGUCCAAGAAUGAGCCAGAAGAUGCAGAAGACAAAGAGGGUAGUCGGAUGGACAGAGAGCCAUCUGCUGUCAAAAAAAAGCCCAAACUGGCAAACCCAGUGGAUGCUAAAGAGGAGAUGAAAAGCACAUCGCCGACCAGCGAGAAAGCAGAGCCGGGCACAGUCAAGGAAAAGGCCAGCCCCCAGCCCGAGAAAGACUUUCCAGAAAAAGCGAAGCCCUCACCUCAUCCCACAAAGGAUAAACUGAAGGGAAAAGAUGAGACGGAUUCCCCAACAGUACAUUUGGGCCUGGACUCCGAUUCAGAGAGCGAACUUGUCAUAGAUUUAGGAGAAGACCAUUCUGGGAGGGAGGGUCGAAAAAAUAAGAAGGAACCCAAAGAAUCAUCUCCCAAACAGGAUGUCGUAGGUAAAACGCCACCAUCCACGACGGCGGGCAGCCAGUCUCCCCCUGAAACGCCAGUCCUCACCCGCUCUUCCUCCCAAACGCCCACGGCUGGUGUCACGCCCACCACCAGCACCACGUCCAUGGUCACGGCCCCGGCCACCGCCGUCACGGGAAGCCCGGUGAAAAAGCAGAGGCCGCUCUUACCGAAGGAGACUGCCCCGGCCGUGCAGCGGGUCGUGUGGAACGCGUCAAGUAAGUUUCAAACGUCUUCUCAAAAGUGGCACAUGCAGAAGAUGCAGCGGCAGCAACAGCAGCAGCAGCAGCAGCAGCAGCAAAGCCAGCAGCAGCAGCCUCAGUCUUCCCAGGGGACGAGAUAUCAGACCAGACAGGCUGUGAAAGCCGUCCAGCAGAAGGAGAUCACCCAGAGCCCGUCCACCUCCACCAUCACCCUGGUGACCAGCACGCAGCCGUCGCCUCUGGUCACCAACUCGGGGUCCACAAGCACCCUCGCCUCUUCGGUCAGCGCGGACCUGCCCAUUGCCACUGCCUCCGCCGACGUAGCUGCAGACAUAGCCAAGUACACUAGCAAAAUGAUGGAUGCAAUAAAAGGGACCAUGACAGAGAUCUACAACGAUCUUUCUAAAAACACUACCGGAAGCACCAUAGCCGAGAUCCGCAGGCUGAGGAUCGAGAUUGAGAAGCUUCAGUGGCUGCACCAGCAAGAGCUCUCCGAAAUGAAACACAACUUGGAACUUACCAUGGCCGAGAUGCGGCAGAGCCUGGAGCAGGAGCGGGACCGGCUCAUCGCUGAGGUGAAGAAGCAGCUGGAGCUGGAGAAGCAGCAGGCGGUGGAUGAGACCAAGAAGAAGCAGUGGUGCGCCAACUGCAGGAAGGAGGCCAUCUUCUACUGCUGCUGGAACACCAGCUACUGCGACUACCCCUGCCAGCAGGCUCACUGGCCGGAGCACAUGAAGUCCUGCACCCAGUCAGCCACCGCCCCCCAGCAGGAAGCGGAUGCCGAGGCGAACACAGAAACACUGAACAAGCCGGCGCAGGGGGGCCCCUCCAGCACCCAGGCAGCCCCUCCGGAGACAGCCAGCGCCUCGAAAGACAAGGAGACGCUGGCCGAGAAAAGCAAGGACAGCGGCUCGACCCUCGACCUCUCCGGCUCCAGGGAGACUCCGUCCUCCAUUCUCUUGGGCUCCAACCAAGGCUCCGACCACUCGCGGAGCAGUAAGCCCAGCUGGAGCGGCAGCGACGAGAAGCGCGCGUCGGCUCGCUCGGAGCACAACGCCGGCACCAGCGCCAAGAGUCUUCUCCCCAAAGAGUCCCGGCUGGACACCUUCUGGGACUAGGGCCACGCGCGCCGAGCCACCCGCCCCCUGCAGGAAAAUUCAAACCAGGACACCGGGAACACAAGACAGCAGAGGAAGACCAGAGAACCUCCCCCAUCAGACUUGAAGAUUCCACACCUCAGACCUGGCGCCGCGCCAGCUCCGAGGGCCCCUACACUACAGCGUCCAGCAUUAGCGUCGGCCCACACAAAGCCUGUGCUUUACAUGUAAAUAAUGUACAAUUUGUGGAUGUCACCGAACCGAGAGGACCUUCCUCUUUUUAUAUUUGUAUCGACUUUAACUUAUAAAAAAAAAAAAACAAUUUAGAAAAACACCCCCAACACCAAAAAGGAUGUUUUGGUGUUGGGGACAGUGGUAGGUCAGUCCGGCUGUCCCCUGGGCCCAGGUGCCCGGGGACAGUGAGCUGUUUUCCGUUUUCGGGGUGCACGCCGGGCGCGCGGGCACCUCACUCAAGCCAUCAGCCCCCUUCCGAGUGCAUCACUAGGCUCUAAAAGGCAAGUCUCUGCACCCCGAGGCCAGGGAGCAGCUCGCUGAUUCCGGUGAGUUCCACCAUCUUGCUCCUCCUCCUGGAAGGGAAAAGGAAAUUCUGCCCCUGUUGACCGGAGCAAUCGGAAACCUGCCCGCCGGGCUCCGCGGCAGAAGCUCGGACACAGUGCUCGGGCUUUGCCUUGGGGGGCCCUGUGGAUGCGCCGUGUGCGCCGCGCGCGCGCUGCGGGGACCCCGCCGGACCCGCGGGGGCCCGGAGGAAGCAUGUCCGUAUUAUUUAUAGGAUGGAGUUUUGCGUUUUUCUGUAAGCAUGACACAAGGGCCGUGUGAGAGGAAGCGGCCGGCCGCGCGCCGGGACUCGGGGGCUGCUACGCACCAUUCUGUAUGUUGUGUAAAACAAAAAGCAUUGAACAAAGCAAAAGGUGACGUAUGUAUAUGAGAAAAUUAAUUGUACGAUAUCAUUCCAGUACAUUUUGUUGUACAUUUCAGUCUCGUUUACUUUCUCUUCAUUGUUGAUAAGAGGAUGCGAACUGUACAGUUUCCAGCUAGUUCACCCAUAUUAGAGAAGAAAUUAAAAAAGAAUAUUAGAAGGACGUGGGAGAGGAAAGAGCGUUUGUGAAUUGCAGUUGUCAAAAAAAAAAAAAAUAGCCUAGCUGGCCUUAUUUGUGAAGCAUAAUUGCUUUUAGCAUAUGGAAGUAUUUUUUCACAUUUUCUUUGUAUAAAAUUUGUAUUAAACUUAAAUAUCUUUUUUGAUGAUGGUGUUUCUUUGUGACUGAGCCAGUGGACUCUCACGGUAUGCUCUUUUGGGUUCCCCCGCCCCCCAGUUUUUCAGAUUCUUCACCUUUUUUUAAUUAAACUGUU
Condylura cristata (star-nosed mole) is the source of this 5472-nucleotide messenger RNA. RefSeq names its product zinc finger, MYND-type containing 8 (gene ZMYND8). The record is from RefSeq and is a predicted model, not a curated record. Gene Ontology annotation, molecular function: protein binding. The transcript has 21 exons. Bases 556 to 4125 code for a protein of 1189 amino acids. Lineage: Eukaryota; Metazoa; Chordata; Mammalia; Eulipotyphla; Talpidae. Gene Ontology annotation, biological process: regulation of DNA-templated transcription.